CUGUGUAGCAGUAGACAUAGAUAUAAUAGAGAUUAUAUGCAGUAGACUGGAAUAAACAUAGACAUAAUAUUAUUAUGUAUAUGGGAAUAAACAGAAUCGCUGAAAGGCUGAAAGUGUGGCGUUACUGCGCAUGACAGAUGCUGUUGUCGGUCUUGUGCUACGCUAAAACCGUCUGUCAUCAGAUUUCACUAGCAUCCUCCUAGUGUUGAUACAAGAGGAUUCGUUUUUGAAAUGGCGGAGGUUGAAGAGACUUUGAAGAGAAUCCAAUGUCAAAAAGGUGUUCAAGGGAUUAUUAUUGCUAACGCUGAAGGCAUCCCCAUUAAAACGACCCUGGAUAAUGCAAGCACAGUUCAGUACGCUGGGCUCAUACACCAGCUUCUUAUGAAGGCCCGCAGCACAGUCAGAGAUAUCGACCCACAGAAUGACUUGACUUUCCUGAGAAUUCGCUCCAAAAAGAAUGAGAUAAUGAUCGCACCUGACUUACCUGCACGUGUGUAACGUAUUGACGUAGCCACUCCUUGACGUGCCUGUGAGGCGCAAAUGUGUAGGCCUUAAUUGACCCACUGAUUGACACUGCAGCAGGUUAGAUGGCGAGUUGGAAUAGUUUUCCGACCGCAUAGCACAUUCGCAUAGCAUACUCUUUACUUUAUCUGUAUUUUGCAUCCUUUAUUUUCACUUUUUUAAGUCAACCGGACUGUGGAAUAAAUGACAUCCUUUUGAUUUAAUUCUACUCUCCUUGUGUGCUUCUCUGGAAUGUGUGUCGGGAGAAUUCCUCUACCUCACGUGGCUAAAACAUUUGGUGGAAUAGACAUUUCAAAUGUUGUAUCUAGCUUUCCAAUAUCUAUGAUGUAUACAACUCUUGCACAUUCUGCUAGUGACAUAAGCACCUCUCCAGCUAAGCGCAUCUGUACUGAGGGCAAGCGCCACUACAAGGUGAAACAGCAUAAGAGCCGUAUGUAACGGAGACGAACUGAGCUAGCAUGCUAGUUGCCCGUGUAAUUCCUCACACCCCUAACCUUAAGAACGCUUCUAACCGCUAAGUUGGAAGCCUGGGCUUUUAGCUCAGUGGUUAAAGCGUUCGACUCCCAUGCUGCAGUCUGCUGUCGAGGUGGCGGGUUCGAGGGCCGUGAGCGGCGGACAAAUUACGACCUCUGUUACAGUGGUGCCGUAAACCCGGAUCAUGGGAGUGAGGAUUUAGGGAGGUGAGUGUAACGGAGGCGAACUGAGCUAGCAUGCUAGUUGCCCGUGUAAAUCCUCUCACCCCUAACCUUAAGAACGCUUCUGACCGCUGAGUUGGAAGCCUGGGCUUUUAGCUCAGUGGUUAGAGCGUUCAACUCCCAUGGCGGUGAGUGUCGAGGUGGCGGGUUCGAGGGCCGUGAGUGGCGGAAGAAUUACGACCUCUAUUACACAUAUAAUAAUUUAUUAUUUUGAUUAGGUGUACCAACCUCAACCUUAGAAACAACAUGUUCAGUCAACCAGAUGAAGUGAUGGAUAUAUGUCUGUAUUGAUUGAUGCUUUUGUUUCUCU
Molecule: messenger RNA, 1527 nt
Organism: Alosa alosa (allis shad)
Lineage: Eukaryota; Metazoa; Chordata; Actinopteri; Clupeiformes; Clupeidae
Gene: dynlrb1
Product: dynein, light chain, roadblock-type 1
Exons: 4
Coding region: 232-498 (88 amino acids)
Biological process (GO): microtubule-based movement
Cellular component (GO): cytoplasm; cytoplasmic dynein complex; centrosome
Molecular function (GO): dynein intermediate chain binding
Source: RefSeq, a predicted model, not a curated record